Alternaria arborescens is the source of this 3474-nucleotide messenger RNA. RefSeq names its product Nitrite reductase [NAD(P)H]. Gene Ontology annotation, molecular function: heme binding; 2 iron, 2 sulfur cluster binding; nitrite reductase [NAD(P)H] activity. The record is from RefSeq and is a predicted model, not a curated record. Bases 1 to 3474 code for a protein of 1157 amino acids. NCBI's taxonomy places the organism in Eukaryota, Fungi, Ascomycota, Dothideomycetes, Pleosporales, Pleosporaceae. The transcript has 4 exons.
AUGGCCGAGACGGAGCCAAUCGUCACACAAGGCAUCGAGCCCUCAUCCGGCGAAUCACACUCACCACCCGGCGACCGCCAUAUCACAGCAACAUGGGGAUCGAAGGACGGAAACAUCUCCAAUGCAGAAUGGAACGAUGCGGAAGCCAACAAGCUGCCUGAGAAGGUAGCUGAUUUAGAGAAGAAGGGCGAGAUCAACGAUCAACAUCCACGGAAGAAGAUCGUGGUUGUUGGAUUGGGUAUGGUGGGCAUAGCGUUCAUCGAGAAACUCAUGAAGUAUGACGUUAAGCGGAGAGAGUAUGAUGUUGUAGUUAUUGGCGAGGAACCACAUCUUGCGUACAACCGGGUCGGUUUGACAAGCUUUUUCCAACAUCGGCAAGUUGAGAACUUAUAUCUCAACCCCAAGGAAUGGUAUGCGUCGAUGCCAGAAGGUUCAUUGAACUAUCACCUCAACACCCUCGUUACCGAGAUCGACUCCGCCGGAAAGAACGUCAAGACUUCAUCCGGCGAAACAGUACCCUACGAUAUCUUGGUACUAGCAACAGGAUCCGACGCCCUUCUUCCUCGACAUACACCCGGCCACGACGCAAACGGUGUUUUCGUAUACCGCACAAUAGAGGACCUUCAAAGACUGAUUGAAUUCUCCUCCACAAGGAAAGGUACUACAGGCACGGUCGUAGGUGGUGGUCUACUAGGUUUGGAAGCUGCACAUGCAAUGAUGGACCUUGAAGACUUCGCAAAAGUGAAGCUCAUUGAGCGGAAUCGAUGGGUCUUGUCAAGACAACUGGAUGGGGAUGCUGGUGGUAUGGUUGUUGAGCAGGUCCGAGCUCUAGGCCUGGACGUUAUGUUAAGCAAGAGAGUGGGCAAGAUCUUGACCACAGAGGAUAACUUCGUCAAGGGAGUUGUCUUUGAGGAUGGUGACGAGAUGGAGUGCUCUUGUAUAUGCUUUGCGAUUGGUAUCAAAUCACGAGACGAGCUCGCCCGUAAAGCAGGCAUCAAAUGUGCUGAUCGAGGAGGUGGCAUUGUGGUCGGACCCGACCUAGCAACCUCGCAAACUGACAUCUACGCUGUAGGCGAAUGUGCCAGUUGGGAGAACCAAACGUUCGGCCUCAUCGCUCCCGGUGUUGAGAUGGCAGACGUCCUGGCCUUCAAUCUCACUCAAGCGAAAGCGCACGCGCCCCGGAAAUUCAAAGCUCCCGACCUUAGCACUAAGCUCAAGUUGCUUGGUGUUGAAGUGGCAAGUUUCGGUGACUUCUUCGCAGACCGCGAUGGGCCGAAGAAUAUGCCUGGACGGCAACGAGCCGAGAAAAAGGAGACCAACGGAGCCACGCCGAGAGAUCGCGUCAAGAACCUGACGGAUGGGCCGGCACCACCACCUGUCAAGGCGCUGACCUACAAGGACCCGUUCCAGCAGGUGUACAAAAAAUAUCUGUUUACCAUGGACGGGAAAUACUUGUUGGGUGGCAUGAUGAUCGGUGAUACGAAAGACUACAUCAAGCUCGUGCCGCUGGUGAAGAACCAGAAGCAGCUGGAGAUGGCGCCAAGCGAGCUUAUCGUGGGUGCACAGAAGGGCGAUGAUGACGGUUCAGAUCUAUCUGGCGACACACAGAUUUGCUCAUGCCACAACGUCACCAAAGACGAUGUAGUCAAUGCUACCAAGGACGGAACAUGCAAAAGCAUCGGCGACGUCAAGUCAUGCACCAAAGCCGGCACCGGAUGUGGAGGUUGCAUGCCACUUGUGCAAACAAUCUUCAACAAGACCAUGGCUUCUAUGGGUAACGAGGUCAAGAACCAUCUUUGCCCACACUUCGAGUACUCCCGCGCCGAUCUCUUCAACAUCAUCUAUGUGAAGGGCUUGAAAGACUUUGCCGCUGUCAUGAAGGAAGCCGGAAAGGAUCCGAAUUCCCUGGGCUGCGAGGCCUGCAAGCCGACUAUUGGAAACAUUGUCGCUUCGCUGUACAACAAGCAUCUACUGGAGGUCAACAACAGAGGUCUGCAAGAUACGAACGACAGAUUCCUGGCCAACAUCCAGCGGAACGGCACGUUCUCCGUCGUUCCCCGAGUUUCUGGCGGUGAGAUUACUCCAGAAAAGCUCAUCAUUAUCGGUACCGUUGCGAAGAAGUACAAUCUCUACACCAAGAUUACGGGCGGUCAGCGUAUCGAUAUGUUUGGUGCGCGGAAACAAGACCUCCCUGAUAUUUGGCAAGAACUCAUUGAUGGUGGAAUGGAGUCGGGUCACGCAUACGCCAAGUCAUUAAGAACAGUCAAGUCAUGUGUCGGAACCACGUGGUGCCGAUUCGGUAUCGGCGACAGUGUUGGUAUGGCAGUGCGUCUAGAAGAGCGCUACAAGUCCAUCCGUGGGCCUCACAAGAUCAAGGGUGGAGUAUCUGGUUGCGUACGUGAAUGCGCCGAGGCACAGAACAAGGACUUUGGUCUCAUUGCUACUGAGAAGGGUUUCAACAUCUUCGUAGGUGGCAACGGUGGUGCGAAGCCUCGACACUCGGAACUUCUCGCCAAGGACGUCCCACCGGAUGAUGUGGUGCCCAUUCUCGACCGCUACCUGUCUUUCUACAUUCGCACAGCCGACAAGCUUCAACGGACAGCGCGCUGGAUGGAGAACCUACCCGGCGGCAUCAAGUACCUACAGGAGGUCAUCCUCGAAGACAAGCUAGGCAUCUGCGCAGACCUAGAGAAGCAAAUGGAAGACCUUGUUGGUACCUUCUUCUGCGAAUGGACCGAAGUUCUCAAGGAUCCCAAGAAGCGCUCCUGGUUCUCACAAUUCGCAAACACUUCCGAGACCAUCGUUGACACGAUUGAACCCACCCAAGAGCGUGGUCAAGAACGUCCAUCCUACUGGCCUAAAGACUCGAUCACAGAAGACUUCCGUGGCACAAAAUGGACAGAAUUGUCUUGGCAACCCCUCGUCAAGGCCGAAGAGUUCAAAGACGCCGACACGGGUGAUAGUAAGGCCAUAAAGCGCGGCGACACCCAACUCGCUGUCUUCAAGGUCCGUGGCAAGUACUAUUGUACUCAGCAGAUGUGCCCGCACAAGCGUGCUUUCGUCCUCUCCGACGGUCUUAUCGGCGACGAUCUUGCCAACAAUAAACUGUGGGUCAGCUGCCCGUACCAUAAGCGCAACUACGAACUAUCGGGCGACAACGCAGGAAAAUGCGCCAACGAUGAGAGCGUCAACAUCGCUGUUUUCCCUAUUGAGGAGCGCGGUGAUGGGUGGCUGUAUGUCAAGUUGCCUAGUGUAGAGGAGCUGGACAGUGUACUUGGUACAAGUAAGUUCAAGAUCAAGAAGAGCGAGACGGAAGAUCCAUUCGUUGCUCUAGAUAAGAAGUUGCAGAGGCUGCAACUGAAAGGGAGGAAGGGGGUGCAGGUUUCUCAUCUUGAGGGUGGGUUAGGGGAGAAGGCAAAGGCAGCGCAAAUACUCGCUGGUGGAGAGAGGGGCGCUGGAGGCUUAGACUGGUAG